Molecule: messenger RNA, 13490 nt
Organism: Lymnaea stagnalis (great pond snail)
Lineage: Eukaryota; Metazoa; Mollusca; Gastropoda; Lymnaeidae
Source: the annotation of a GenBank genome assembly
AUGCAUGGAAUGAACUCUUUUAAACUAAGUUAUUAAAAUAAAUAUUUACUGAACGUAUGAUAAUAGUAAAUAUAGAGCGCAGGAUUGAUAAAUUUAUAACAAUAGUUUGUUAACAAAAAAAAUGAGAUGAGGUUCCUUCGUCCUCUUGCUUUUUUGCUUCCAGAAGCAGGUAGUGGUAGAACCCACUGUUAUUUGUAUCUGUUCUCAAUACUGUCAAUAGUGAAAAGGCAUCGGUUAAAAAGGUCUAAAGUGUGAAAGAUUUAGAAGACAAACAGCAUUUAGUCUAAAAAGUCUUACUAAAGGGUUUGUCUUCUAAAUCUUUCACUUUUCCUGUUAAAAGUUCAAGUUUAACUGGUUUACCAACAACAGUAACAGCUACUACAGAGUUCACUACUUAGACUUCAUUAUUUUAACUAUUAUAACUUAUGACUAUGAUGAUCACUGUGACUAAAACUAAAACUGUGAUUCAAUGAUCAAUGAUUCAGUCUCACUGAACCCACUCAUUCAGCAGUGAGUACUCACUCAGUCUCAGUGAUCAGUGAGAAUGUUUCUUCCUAAAUUUAAAUAAUAAACAAUUGAAUAAGUUGAAUUAGUAAGCCUAUAACUAUAACUUUAUAUCUAUGACUAUUAUUAUUAUUAUUAAACAGUUUCUGAAUUUCCCAUUUACUAAAGUAAAAGUAAAGUUACAGUAGUAACUCUAACACUAAGACACUUUAUAAUUUAUAAGAUUCCCAUUUGGUGCUUCUCACGCCCAGUACACCACCGCCCCUGAACUAUAUUAAUAUUCUAAUGCCGCACCCCCUUUUACACUGCAGAUUUAUUACACCAAUACCUAUAGCCUACCAAACUGGUGGCAGCAAUGCAGGAACUUCCCAUUUACCAAGCAAGAGACUAAUGUUACUUGACAGAACAUUCAUUCAAAGAAAUGGCUAAUUGGACCCGGGUCCCCUUAGACUAGGGUGACCAAGCGUCCCAUAAAAAUGGGAUUGUCCAGUUUUUUCACGAUCUUACCGUACCCGGUGUCCCGAAAGUCUCUUGGGGUGCCUAAAUGUCCCGUUUCCAAAAUCAAACAUAUUUUCAAAUCACUAAAACUUCCUAAUUUAUAAUAUAACUUAAAGUAAUAUUUUGGCUAGCUGUGUAGCCAGUACCAGUAGUUAUGUGGGCUCACCUGAUGGCUGCACUGUUCCCCCUCCACCACUCUGCCGACGCUGCGUAACCGACAGUGUCCCUGCCAUAGGUCUUAUUUGGAUAAAUAAAUAAGUAUUCACUGCAAAAUUAUUGUUUUCGUUUAUGAUAUGCCUCAGAGUUUAAAUUAAAUUACAAAAGUGAAGAUAAAUUUAAAAAGAUUUCUAGGUCUCAAAAUAGUUAAAAUUAGCAUAUUUCAAUAAACAGUUUCCAGUGGAGGCCCCCUGGACCCCUCUUUAGCUGGAGGAUAUCCCUCCCCCCCCCCCCCAAACAACCCUCCUUAGGUGUGUCCUGUUUUUUCCAGUUCAUGAUUUGGUCACCCUACAUUAGACAAAAUCACUAUUCGGACCCAGCUCGUCAUGUGAGAUCUAUAAUCGGUUAUGUGAUGGUUAUGACGAUUACUUCCUGUAGGUUGGUGUCGCUUUAUAGCCAUUAAUAUCAAUCCAGAAAGGUGUCAUGUUUUCAAUUCACCAAGACUUUCAUGUAGCGCGGAAGAAAAAUGAAGAAGAAUGUGGCGUGCUUUAUGUUAAAUAAAGCUCAAAGAAAGUAAGAAUACGUUUAUUUUUAUAAUUUUAUGUUAUUUUUUAUUCUAUUUUAAAUAUAGUUCUAUGAUUAUUAACAUGACAUCAAGAUCAAAGUUGCUGGUUUUUCCACUGAGUAUCGGAAAAAAGAUGUGCAUGAUUAAAAGAGCUGCUUUUAGUGUUUGAAAACAAAAUAUCAGUAUGCCAUUCAGUUAUAUAAUGUCACAAUUUAAAAUAGCGUUUCAACAUAAACUCUUUCUCCCUCUUUUAAGACAAAAAUUAAAAAAUGAGGACAAAAAACGUAUAAAGAUAGUAAUAUGGUCAAUAGUUGACCUGGGAAACAGAUAUGACCUAUAUACUGUGGAAUAAUUGCAGGCCCUGCCGCUAACUGCAUUUUAUCCCUAAUGUAAUAAUGGGAAAAGUCGAUGGAUAAGACAAUCAAUGUUGAUCAGCCUUCCCUUUUUUUUUUGCGUUCCAGGACAUUUUAGAUUGCAUGCCCAGCCAUUAUGAGGGUAAAUCUGUUGAAAGGUGGGCUGCAUAUAAGGGGUCGUUCGUAAAUUACGUCAUGCUAAAAAUGACCUUUUUAGACACCCCCCAUGUCAUGAAGUGUCACAAAUUCUCCCCCCCUCCUCCGACCCUUCCCCCCCUGUCACGUCACACCUAAAAAAAUUCAAAACAUACAUAAAAUUUUCAUAACUAAAAUAAGAUUUUAUUUUAUUUUUAAAAAAUUUCCCAUAAUGGAUUAAGAGUAUUAUUAGAAAACUGAGUUUCAUAGUACCUAUAAUAUCUGAGGCUAUUAACACCUCAAAUUAAUGUUUUUUAAAUUAAUUAAAGAUUUUUUCAAAGCUAGAAAAUUUUUAGAUUAUGACCCCUUCCCCUGUCACAAAGUGUCAAAAAUUCCCCCCCCCCCCCAAAUAUCUGAGGCUAUUAAAACCUCAAAUUAAUGUUUUUUAAAUUAAUUAAAGAUUUUUUCAAAGCUAGAAAAUUUUUAGAUUAUGACCCCUUCCCCUGUCACAAAGUGUCAAAAAUUCCCCCCCCCCCCUUAGCGUGAAGUAAUUUGCGAACGACCCCUAAGUUGAAAUGGACCACCUGCAACCUGAUUCAUGAAAGCCAUCCCACUGGACAAGAGGUCAUUAAGUCAUUCCUUACUACUUCCGUACUUACUGUUUAUGUCAGAGAAAGGGCAGUAACUCCAUUUUGCAAUUGAUUUACAUUUGUAAAAUAUUUUUUAAGCUGGUAAAUAUUAUUUAUUGUUAAUGAAUUAAGGACAGGACAAAUGCACCAAAAACUGGUUUAAUAAAUACAUAACAUUACUGGUGAAAAAAUAAUGAACAAUGACCAAAAAAUCAAUUUUCGGCACCUUGGACAAACAGAUGCUACAUAUAGACACGCUGAAAUAUAGCACACAUAUUUUUAAGUGAAACAAGAUAAAAACUUGCGGUUUUUAUAUUGAAAUCACGCUGAAUCUCAAGGAAUGGGAGAUUUCAUUUCUAUUUUUAAAUAGAAAUGAGAGAGGUGUGUCGCUAUGUGCUGGGAUGCAUUUGGAUGCAUCCGUGGAAACCCCCAAAGGAUGCAUUUAGUGGCAACCGCCGGGAAUGAAUUAAAAACAAUGUUUUAACAGGCAUACAUGAAUAGGGUUGGAUCCAUUUAUUUUGCCACAAUUACCAUAAGUCACAUUUUUUGUACAUUUUACUACUGCACAGUUUGUCAUAAGUGUGCAAAAUUAUAUACAAGUGUUCAGUUAGAUCUACCAUUAUUCAGUUUUUGGUUUUAUUUGGUUUCAAUACGGUAAUUGCAGAAUAUAUUUAGUUUAUAUCGUAUUUCUUUUGUCUUAUAUCAGUGACACUUUUAUCUAGCAUAGAAACACAAGCCUUUGGUUUUCAACAUUGUCAAGUGAUAAAAUAAGAAAAUUAAUCAUUGUAAUUUUUAUUUUAAUAUAUGAUUAGAAACUAAAUAUUUAGAGAAAGUAUGUCAUUUUAGUGUGAAUUAUAUGUGGGUUUUCCCCAGGUAAUGAACUAAGGUAACAAAACAAUUUUUAGGUUAAAACAGCAAACGAUUAUAUUUUUUUCUACAGUUUUCAAGAUACUACCCUGAAAAUAGGAGGCCAAAAAUGUCAGGACACUUGAUGGAUGUGCUAAACAUUUAAUCAUCAUUAACCAAAGAAAUACAAGAGAUGAUUGUCAAAAAGGAGGGGAAAAUGAUGGGCUGAGACAUUAGAAAUUUGAGACACAAAUUCUGUAACGUCAUACUCUUGGGCCAAAAGACUUAAUAUUGCUUAAUUGACUUAUUAAAAAAAAAAAUUAAAUGAACUAAAAUUAAAAUGGACUUUUUUUCACCUUUUUAAUAUUUUGUAAAAUUCUGCCUUGGCUCAUUUUUGUUUAAAAUAAAUUUGUAUUUACAUUCUUUUUGCAACCCUAAAAAAAGUGUAAGUGUUAUAGUUAAAUGUAUAACUGGUUGUUUGUGCAAGAGAUUUGAAACUUCUAACUAAAUUAUUUUAGAGAAGAUACAGGGUAUCAAAACUACACUUAUGAGUAUGUCAUCUAAAACUUACACCCAUAGUUUUAUAUCACAGAAAUCGCUCUUUUUCUGUUAUCAGUAUUUUAUUUACAAUGUGGCAUGAAUUAGUUGCCUUGAAACCAAACUCCUUUCACAGAUCAAAUAGUUUAUCCUAGUUAUCAAUUCUUAUUUUCAUGAAAAAACGAGACAAACAAUAGUUAACUGUACCAACAAGGAAGGCGAGAAAGUAAAGAGACAAAUGACAAAGGAAUGAUGUGACCUAAGCCUAAAUGAAAGCUUUUAUUGGCUGCCUACUGCAUACUGGCCCUUAAUUUAUUUUAUGGAUUACUGGUGCCCGGUACACAAACUCAAAUAACAAACAACCAAACAAAAAUGUUCACAAGCCAGUUGAGAAGGGUUUUUUUCUAUUAAAUUUUAAAUCAUGCAUCGAUUAGGUACAUCCAGUAGCCAGGUAUGGUAGAAAAAAAUAGUCCCCCAAAAGAGUCUCUUUUUCAUGCUUUAUACAUUUUAUACAAUAGCAUCCUUCAACUUCAAGAUGUUCAUUCCAACUACCUUGAGAAUUGGGUAAAGUAUGAGUAUUAUUAUUGAAAGAAGAUUCGAUAUAACAGGAAAAACAGUCAGUGUCUGGGUGUGUUACUCCCAGUGCCGGGGAAAGGGUCAAAAUUUAAAAUUGGUGGUUUUGGGUAUCUAAUUAGUUAUGAAAUUUGCAUUUAGAAUACCUAAUUAAUCCAUAAAGUACUGUGUAAUUAAAUCUUUUACUUUUAACUUAAACAAGACAGAUAAAUCUAAAUUAAUAAAGGAUUUAAUUUUAAUUAUUACAUUAAUGUUAUUACUUUUCUAAAAUUCUAAUGAAAAUAAAUGUAUCUUUAUCAUCUUGAUUACUAGAUAGAACCUUGAUCUACAAUACAUGGCUAAAAAAUAAAAUUAGGGGAAAAAAUAGAGAAAAAAAACUACUGCUCCUAAGAAAUUUAACUAAGCAAAAAGAAUAAAACUAUGAAUCUAUGAAAUAACAAGGACAAAAAACACAAAGAAAUAUGUUAAUUCUCAUGCUACUUGUUACCACACCAGAGUACGAAUAGCCAUUUAAUCUAAACGAACACACUCCGGGUCCGAAUAGCCAUUUUGUCUAAAGGGACCCAGGUCCGAACAGCCGCAGCGUUCAUUCAAGUAACACACUUUAUAAGAAUCCCAAUUAGUGCCUCCCCCCCGCCCCCUUCUCAGGUUCCCAACCACACAUGUUUUUCAUGUCCCUGAACUAUAUCAAUGUUCUAAUGUCCCACCCCAUGUUCAUACAGUAUUUAGAUUGAGAUCAUGUCCUUUAAAAAAAAAAAAUCACACACCAAUUGCAUUUGCAGUAUUUUUAAGAACCUCAUUUAGCGCAGUUAAUGGGAAUUUUAUUUUGAACAUUAGCCUUAGUGAUGGAUACUGUUACAUAAAGAAUUAUGUUAUUUUGAUUCCAGAAUCAUGCAUAAAACUGUCAGAAUUUUCUUUUCAAAUUGAGCCAAUAAUUUUGAAUAAUAUUUUUUCAGGACCUAAAAUAGCCCUUAUUAUUCUUAAUCAACCCAUAGAUGUACCCCUGCUCAACAAUAUUUGGUGCAAAAGUAAGUUGUUUUUGACUAUAGUCUUUAUUAAAUAAUAAUCUGUAGACCUACAUAUUUGGCUAACUGGGAAAUGUUAAGAACAAGAUAUGGUGAUUUCUAAUAUAGAAAAAAGAGAACAUUGACCUAUGUAUUUUCAUAUUAAUCAAAUAAGUAGGCCCAACUACUCGGCUUCACCUAGCACAUGUUUUUUUUUUUAUACUUUGGAACAUGCUCUGGUGCAUAGAUAUUUUGAUCCCUUUCUUAAGUUGCCACUAAAUGUUUUAUAUUUUGUUGUUGAUGUAGGCACAUUCACAGCUGUUACUGACGGAGGAGUGAAUCGAUUGCACAAGAGCUUUGGAGAUAAAAAGGAUGAAUUUUUACCCAACAUUAUUACAGGGGACUUUGAUUCAGCCACUUCUGCUACUCUAGAGUAUUACAAGAACAAGGUGAGGGCUAUUGUUUUAAAAGAAAUUAAAGGGGGAAAAAUUAUUAAAAUUCUAGUUGGAUACUAAGGCUAAAGUUUCAAGUUUGUAAGACAAUUUUUUUAAAAAUUCCUUGUUGCAGAACCAUACUGAGACACAUUUUUUAUUUAAAACAACCAAACAUUAUAUGGCAAUGUUCCAGCGUGUCUUUCAAUUAUCCCAAAUAUUUGAAGAAAAAAAUGUUUGAGAUACAUUAUACUAUUGGGGCAUCUCAGUCUGAAUUUUUAAAUGUUCAUUCAUAUCUUUGUUUUAUUUUAUAUGUAAAUGUAAAUGUGCCAGUUUUAUCUCAGGAAGUGUAUCUUAAAUGGUAAGAUGAUUGGAGUUACAGCAAUUUGUGUAUAUUUUUCAUCCCGGGCCAAGUUGGCUGCUGUCUUUGAUGGUUAAUUUUUUUUUUGCUCAGUGUCUACAUUCUCCCAAAAAUGCCUGUAUUACAUUAUAGAAAAUUCAGUUUCAUUUAAUUAUCUACAGCAGAGUCAAUAGCUGUCUCACUUGAUAGAUGAGUCAAAUUCCACUUGUCUAUUUAUCUAAUCUAUUGCAGGCCACAAAUGGGAAACUUGUACCUCUUGGCAGAGAUGCAGACAAAGUAAAAAUCACAUCACAGGACCAAUAAUUUCUGCUUGAAAAGCUUUUAACAGCUGUUGAAGUAAAGAAGACAUUAAGUUAUGCUUCAAAUAAAUCACAAAUAGUAUUUCUUCAAUAGGUCAAUUAUGGUUUGAUAUUGAGAUUAUUUGAGAUUAAUAGGAAAUUGAAUCCCAAAAUCCAAGAGCUGAAACAAUUUCUCAGACAUUACAAAUCUCAGGAACCCUUUAUGAGAUUAACUUUUAAUGACAUUUUGCUACAUGCCCACUAUGCUACCUGCUACCGGUACAUGCCCACUAAUCUACCGGUACAUGCCCACUAUGCCAUCUUCUUCUGGUACAUGCCGACUAUGCUACCUGCUAUCGGUACAUGCCCACUAUGCUACUGGUACAUGCCCACUAUACUAUCUUCUUCUGGUACAUGCCCACUAUUCUACCUGCUACUGGUACAUGCCCACUAUGCUACCGGUACAUGCCCACUAUGCUACCGGUACAUGCCCACUAUGCUACCGGUACAUGCCCACUAUGCUACCGGUACAUGCCCACUAUGCUACCGGUACAUGACCACUAUGCUACCGGUACAUGCCCACUAUGCUACCGGUACAUGCCCACUAUGCUACCGGUACAUGCCCACUAUGCUACCGGUACAUGCCCACUAUGCUACUGGUAUAUGCCCACUUUGCUACCGGUACAUGCCCACUAUGUCAUUAAUGGCUUGAUCAUAUGUUUUUAAUUUUUGCUUAAUAUCAUUUCAGAAUGUUGAUAUAGUGGCCACACCAGACCAAAAUGAAACAGAUUUCACCAAAUGUUUGAGGAUUGUUACAGAAAGAAUGGAUAAAAACACGGUUAGAGGAUUUUCUUUAGUCAUAUGAAAUUAUUAUUUUGUACCGGUAUACAUGUAAGUAAAUUAACAUAAAAUUUGUAAUACCCUCUGAAUUUUAAUACAGUAGAGUGUCAAGUAUCCAAAUGCAGACUGUCCAAAGCGUUGGUUAUCUGUUACUUUUAUUAGGCUGUUGUUAUUAUUAUUGUUGUUCGUCCGUCGAGGAUCGACGAUGACCAUCGAGUCGUCUGGUGACUGAUGACUUGCGCGGGUGACUUUUGUUUAAAGUGAGGAAGAGUUGCGCAGCGUCAACCUCACUCUCUCGUCCGGGCCCACCAUAUCCAGUGGCAAGACUCUAUGUCAAGACGACCAGGGAUGGGUACGGUUGCAGGAAUGGACAUUGUAUGCGCCUUACGGGACUCCAACUCCGGGUUUGAAUUCAGAGUUUCCUUCUCUUAGAUGAGUUGCCGACCAAGGUUAACGAGUCUCAUCCACCCGGGUUGAUGUUUUUGUUAUUAUUAUUAUUGUACGCAAUAUGCAUGACAUGGAAAUUUGUGUACAAAAAUUGGAAAACAAAGCAGACCCCUGUUGCAAAAUCCAGGUAAAUUCUAGAAACAUGCUGGCACUAAUGUAAGAAUAUUUUGCAUUCUUUCCACAAAUUUUGUGUGUCCAGCCCCCCUGUAGCAGUGUUUGGUUAUAUGCAAAGUUUGCCAUCCACAACACCCCAGAUCCCAUUUUUUCAGAAAAUCAAAGCUCUCCUGGAAAAGUUUAUGAUACUCAUAUUUAAAAGAAAUUUUUUAUUUCUCUCAUUCUGAUUUUUAAAAGAUGUUUAAUGUAAAAUUAUUGUAAAAUUGUAAACUUUUCAAUUGGAAAUCUCAGAUUUCUAAUUCAAAUAGUUAUUUAUAUUUUAGUUAUAGAUUCAAUGCUCAUGUUAGUACUUUCUCUAUGUGGCAUGCAUGUCAACAGCUGUGGUUAUUGCUAUCUCAAGACCCAGCCAAUUCUGGAUCUAGUUCAUGGGUCGGUUCAUAUCAAGUUUUAAUUGUGUUUGUUGACUUGAACAGUAAACUCAAAGAGACAAAAAUGAUUUUAUUACAAUUUUUCUUUUUUUAAAUCACGUUUGAAUAUCAUUCAUACAUCCAUGCUGCUUCUGCUUAUUUUUGAGAGUUGAUUUUCAGCAUCCUUCAUUUGAAUACCAAAUAAUGUAAUUAUUUUUUUGAGAAUGACAUGAGGUUAGCAUUAACAAAAUCUGAAAAUGUAAAAUAUCUUAUUAACAAAAUUUUAAUCAUUGCGUUAGACAUAUCAUAAAUUAAGGUUAUUAAAAUUAUUUUGAAUGAUAUUUUACCGAGAAUCCUAUUUUAAUUUGUUUCUCUUAUGCCAUUAAAAAUACAUUUCGAUGUGUCUUUGGAUCACGGGUCACUUUAAUGUAUUUGGUUCACUUUGCUGCUAUAAAAUGGAGUUGCAAACAAAAAUGUUUAGAAACAUUUGCUCUAGCUAGUACAUUCAUUUAGCUAUGCUGGGUAAUGUUGAAAUAUUUUGUUGGUGUAAUUGCAUGCAUAUGUUAACAGCUUUAACAGCUUUGGUACUUGUUAUUUCAAGACCCAGCAGAUUGUUGCUGUGGGAGCAUUUGGAGGACGCAUUGACCACACUCUGGCUAAUAUGAACACAUUGUUUACAGCUCUUUCAAUGACCAAAGUCCCUGUCAUGCUACUGUCAGAAUCAUCACUUGGACUUUUGUUAGACAAGGUAAACAGCAUAUUUGUAUGUUAGUGGACUCUUUUGAAGAUGCAUCGUAAAAGAGGGAGAUCAUCUGGUGUAGUUGUAAAGAAUUAGGGAAGCAUUGAAUGUUUUUUGCUUCAUUAAUUAUUUUAAAAAAUAAAUCUCAACAGGGUGAUCACACAUUGCGAUGUGAUACUGGACUGGAAGGGGAAUGGUGCGGUUUAAUUCCAUUGGGUCAGCCUGCAGACCAUGUGACCACCACAGGCCUUAAAUACAACCUGAGUAAGUUUGAGUUCAUCUGUAAGAAAAGAUAAUUCAAAUUGUUAUUAAGACAUAAAAUAGAUUCAUAGCAAACACAGAGUAAAUCACGGCAGCCAACAGUUGAUGUCAACGUCUGUCAUUAUUGAAUGACUUCAAUGUAGGCACAUGACUUGAGCUAAGCAUUGGAGCACAUAGGUCAAAAUCAAAGGUCAUAUUCUGGAUUAAUUAAUUACAUCUUGAAUGAGUGUGGAAAUAAUUUUAUUAAUUAAAAGGAAUUUACUGAAUUGGUAAAUAAUUUAUUUCUUCUUAUUUCUCCUCUAUGAUAUUUGGAUUCAAAGAAUGAUAACUAAUAUUUUAAUUUAGUUUCAACAACAGUCAACUUGUGGGUCAAUGUGGGGUAGAAUACACUCUCAGAAAUUCUUUUUGUCUUUAUUUUUUUUAUAUGAAAGGAGCAAUGUGUUAUUUCUGGAAAAUGAUUUUAUAUUGUAAAAAGUACCUGAAAUAUAUUUUCAAUUUUAGCUGAUGACCGAAUGAGUUUUGGGGAGCUAAUCAGCACGUCCAACACAUUGGCAGACACCACUGUGACUGUUACAACUGACCAACCAUUACUGUGGGUCAUGGAGUACAAAGAAGUCAAAUGAGUUACAUCCAGUUGAUGAGCACAUCAAAGACAUUGGUAUUAGCCACUGUGACUUUAAAAUUGACAGACAGUGGGUUUGAAGGGAGUUUAAUUCAUUAUCUUCCCUCUCACCGACGAUGGUGCCUUAAAUGUUGAAGGGAGGAAACCUAAAAAAUUUCUAUGAAAAGUGUUGGAUACUUUUAGUUUAGAUUGACGAUCAGAGUUUGUGUAAGAUUUAAGUUUAUUAAAUCCAUGAUAUCCAUAAAAUUAUGUAAUAAUUUUGAAUUAAUUAAUUAAAUCGGUGGUUCUCAACAUUUUUAAACCCUCUACAAGCCAAGCCUCCUGGGCCUUUUCUACUCCUUGUGACCAAGCAAAGGGGCAUUAAUCUAUUUCUAAUCAAGAGUUCUUCUUCUUAUCAAUCCACUAAGAAUAAACUAAGAGCAGGAGAGCAGUGGAUUUGUAAUUAAGAAACAAAUGACACUUUAGCUUCUGUAUUUAAAUUGCCUUGGCAUUAGUUAAAACUGAAUACCCUUGAGAUGUAGAAGAAACCAAUAAUGAACAUUUCCGUUUGAAUACCAGGAGCUGGUUGUGGAGGCAAUGUGCUAAAUAGCCACAGUAAACAAAAUUAAGUAGGUGGUUUCUUGAAUGUCAACGUAACCUUUUGUUGAUUUAGUUUAUUUUAAUGGAUUGCUUGAUUUACACAUUGUCAUAGCCAGGAAAAGUAAUUGUCAUAGCCAACAAUUGUAAUCUUAUAAAUAAACAAUAAAUCAUGUCUUCCCAAAGAAAUAAUAAUGGGAAUCUUUGCGGGAUGAUUUCUGUUUGGGGAUAUUUUCUGGUGCUGGUCAUAUUGUGGAUGAUUGUGCAUUUUUUGCAGAAAAUAGUCAUGGGGUGCAGUUGAGUGGGGGGGAUUUGUUAUUAACUAUAAAAUCUCAUUUUUAAAUUUAUGUUAAACUAUAUUUUUAGUACUUUAUAGGACCAUGCACACAUAUAAUGGGUAGGGGGUGGUGUAUUAUUGUGUUAUAUGGGAUAGCGAGCAAUGUUAAAUAACAAUUCUUUUUUUAUUUUUUUAAUCAAUUCUCAUUUUUGCAAAAUUUCUGAUGUUCACAUUCACGCAAUUAGCCUAGAUCAGGCCUGCACAACAUAUGGCCCCGCGGGCCGCAUAUGGCCCGCCAGCAGCCACUUUGUGGCCAGCGAGAUAUCGAAAUAUUCUUUAUUCGUAUUAUUUUCUAAAUAGCUUUUCCCGUCCUAUUUUCUUUUGGCCCGCACAAGUCCUGUCCUGUUUUCUCUUGGCCCACACAAGUUUUUCAUAAAGUAUUACGGCCCACCUUACAUUUUGAGUUGUGCGGGCCUGGCCUAGAUCAUUCAAAACUAAAAUUUAAUUUUUGCAUACAAAAAUAUGCCUUUUUUAUAUGAUAAUCAUCCAUCUUUUAGCUUGAGAUUUGCUUUGUUUCAACUUGUUUUUUCAACUAGAAAUGUUAUAUAAUAUUAGGUGGAGGGUGCCAAUGGAAAUGUUAUUAUAAUGUUAUUAGAGAUAAAUAUGUCAUAUUUUAUUUGACAUAAUGUGUGCACGGCUCCUGUUAUUCCAACUGUAGGCCUCAGUUUUUUCACACAAUGUGUCAACUAGGGCUGGAGCUUAAAAUUGAGAUGUUGCAAAAAGAAAAUUCAUUGAUUAAUCGGAAAAUUUAAGGGUGCAGCUCAUAAUCAGGAGUGGUUUAUACUCGGGACUAAACUGUAUUUAUUGACUAAAAAAAACCAUUUGAAUAUUUAUUUUUCUAAAUAUAUGUACAUUUUAGAUUAAAACUCUUGAAUUUGUUUUAAUUCAUUCCAGUACCGGGAUAUAAAUUUAUGGUGGAAAAAAAAAAAGAAGAUUUUUAUGCAUUUUAAGAUAACUCAAACAUCUUUUGUGGAAGAACUGGAAAUUGGUCUGUUUGUAUUAAUAAAUUCUGAUGAAAUGAAUUGUGUUUGUAUAAACCAAUAGCUAUUGGCUAAAAUUGAAGAACAUCUCAUGUCUUGAUCAUUGUUUUUAUUGCACUUAAUUACAAUUAAAACCAGGAAGUUAACAUUCAUGAUUUGGUAAAAAUGAGAGUAAAAAGGUAUUGAUUUGAAGUGAGUCCAUUUUCUAAGUUCCCUAAAUAAUUGUAUUGAAUCUAAUUUUUGUCUCCUUUCCCCUGCCCCAUAAUUGAGUAUAAACAAAGGUCACAUGUCAAUGGGUGUUGAUUAAUUUGCCAUAAUAGUUUGUGACAGAAUGCUGGUAAGGAUUGAACAUUUUAUUUAACAGCUUUUUAAAAUAUGCUUUUAACAGCUUUUCCUUGAUAUAAAUCCACAUGUGUAUGAUACCAAUGAUAUGUCUUUGUUAAAAAAUAUUAAAAAUUUUUUUUGACUAUUUUAAUUUAAAUUUAAGUGAUAUAACUAUUUGGCUAGUUAACUCAAAUUAUGUUUUAGUGGUGCAUUUUUAAAUGUUAAAGAAUAAUUGGCAAACAAAAGUUUCAUUUAUCUCGAUGUCCUAGUUGAUAACAUUUGAUCUCUGACAUUCAAGCUGAGUCAGAAUAGUUAAUUAUUUAGUGAAACAUUUCUGAUUUUACUUUUUGGAGAAUGUGUUAUCUGAUAAUUUGAUGCACCAUAUCUUUGACAAAUACUUAUGGCUGUGUGAUGUUUACUAUGUUAUUUAGCUACAUUGUCUUUGAAUGCAUAAAAUUGUAUGCUUAAUUCUAUUGGAGUUGCAAUUACAUUAGGUAAAAAAAUAUUAAUUUACAUAUUAAACCUCAGAUAUGGGACCAUAACAUAUUUCUUUUUUUGCUUUUACUAUUUUUGACUUUCUUCUUCUAGAUAUCUGUCACAUUCUAUUGUAUUACAUUUAUUUAAAUAAUUUAACUCUAGAUCCAGGUUAAGACAAGCUCAUAGCAGGCAAAGUUAGGUUUUAAAGUUGAAUAAUGUCUAUUAAUUUUUUUUGAACCACAAGUUUCACAAAAGUUUUAUCAUUAAAAAUAAACACUUUUAAUAUAAAAAAACACAACUGAAUGUCAAAUGAACACUAUUUGUAAUUAUUUGUAAUAUAUAUAUGUCUAAAUUCUGAUUACUACAAUAAUUUUGAACCUCCAGACUGUGAGGUCCUAAACUAUAUUUUUAGAUCAAAAAAGGUGAAGCACAAUGCAACAUGUAUCCUCUGUGUGACAAAUUACAUUUUGAAACAAAGAAGAAGAUUGUUACAAAA